AUGUCUGAACUUCACGAAGCCGUCUUCAAGUGGCCACAUCCAGGAGCCUCCGACGUGAUCGUCACUGGCUCCUUCGACCAGUGGUCUGGCACAAUACACCUCCCCCGCAAGGGCUCCACCUUCGAGGGCGGCGUCAAGAUCCCCUGGGGCGAGAAGAUCGCCUACAAGUACAUUGUCGACGGCCGCUGGACCACCACAGACGACCAGCCCACCGAGAUCGAUCCCAUGGGCAACCUAAACAACGUCUACGACUCCCCAGUGCGGCCACCCCCGCCCACUGUCGAGGUCCCCCCUGCUGUGCUUGCGUCUGCCCCAGAGCCAGCAGCAGUGCCAGAGGCGCCGGAGAAGACCCGCGAGGGUGCAGUCACCGGCGCCGUGAUCGGCGUUGUAGAGACGGCGAAGCAGACUGCGGUCGCAAUGGUGGAGACCCUCGCGCCCGGGACGACCUCGCGCGCGGGGGAUAUCGCACCCGCGCCAUUAGAGACAUCCCCAGCGCGGGCGGUCUCGGCGGAGGCCGUUCACCCCCCUACCGCCGAGCCUGUGGCAAUCGCGCCCACCGUUCCCAUUCCUAUUGUCCCCCUCGGCGUAGAGCCUCCUGCGAACGGCAGUUCCACGCAAUCGCCCCAAGCCGCCUCCAAGCCGCUCGAUACCACCGUCGUAGAGGGUACUGCGACAGCAGCCCCCGCACUGGAGGCGUCCACGCACGCACCCGCAGUGAACGGUGCCGCCAAGCCCGCUACGAAUGGCGCCGAGAAAGCCGCGACGAACGGCGCUUCCAAGUCGCCGCCCGCGUCGCCUAACAAGACCAUGCGCUUCCCCUCCAUCGGCUCUUCCCGUCACUCCAGCCGUGCGUCCGUGUCCGAAUUUGGCGAGAGCUCGGGCGCGGAUAAGGAGACGCAUGCGAGCCGCGUCAACACCACGCAGCGGAAAAAGCGCUCCAGCAUCUUUGGGAGGAUUAAGGACAUCUUCCACCACGAGGACGGGUCCCCGCCCAAGUAG
This is a messenger RNA of Sparassis crispa, 999 nucleotides long. RefSeq lists its product as hypothetical. The record is from RefSeq and is a predicted model, not a curated record. NCBI's taxonomy places the organism in Eukaryota, Fungi, Basidiomycota, Agaricomycetes, Polyporales, Sparassidaceae. Gene Ontology annotation, molecular function: protein kinase binding. Gene Ontology annotation, cellular component: nucleotide-activated protein kinase complex; cytoplasm; nucleus. Gene Ontology annotation, biological process: signal transduction. The transcript is spliced from 3 exons. Bases 1 to 999 code for a protein of 332 amino acids.